AUGGACACGAUCAGGCACUACGCGAUCGAACUCGCGGUCCGCAUCUCCAUCAAAGUUCUGGAGUGUAUCUGGGACCAUAUCCUCGCCAAUGUCUGGUUCACCACAAUCGUUGGCUGGCUGGUCCUCUUGACUUGCCUCUCGGGAACGGACGAGAGUGUAUGGGGUGCCAUCAAGCGGGCACAAGUGCGCCGCGCCACCUGCUUGAUCGCGCUGCAAUCUCUACGUCUCCUGACCUUUCUGUUUGCUCUCCUCUCCGCCAUCGACGUACUUGCGCUGUACGACAACAUCCUCAAGCCUGGCGACACAGCCGAACACGCCACCGCGGACAGACUUGACGAUGGUCCUGCACCGAGUGUGUCCCGUCCGACGCCUACACCUCACAAGUUCACCUGCCUGGGGAUUGUUGCCUCUGCCGCUUCUGGCGACCUGCGUUGCAAACGCACCGUCAAGCGUCAAUCCGCCACCGUCGAGGGCUACUACUGUGACAAGCACCGCGAUCAGGGAUACGCCAGGCUCGACAUCUGGGCCGCGGCGGCUGGGCGGGCAGAAUUCGAGGGGAGGGUCUAUGAGGAGAGGGAGGGGAGGGACACAGAGAGUUGA
Molecule: messenger RNA, 600 nt
Organism: Fonsecaea erecta
Lineage: Eukaryota; Fungi; Ascomycota; Eurotiomycetes; Chaetothyriales; Herpotrichiellaceae
Exons: 1
Coding region: 1-600 (199 amino acids)
Source: RefSeq, a predicted model, not a curated record